Messenger RNA from Rhizophagus irregularis DAOM 181602=DAOM 197198, 274 nucleotides. NCBI's taxonomy places the organism in Eukaryota, Fungi, Glomeromycota, Glomeromycetes, Glomerales, Glomeraceae. The record is from RefSeq and is a predicted model, not a curated record.
AAAAAAAAAGAAAUAAUAUGAAAUUUAUCUAUAUACAUUAUAUCUAUCGGAAUUUAUGUUAUAUUCUUCACAACCAAGUCAGAAUCUUAAUUUCUGUUGAUUCACUUUCGUUAGAAUUAAGACCAGUUGAUAUCGGGAUCAAUAGGAUCAAUAGGAUUAAAACCAUCAAGUUCUUGAAUUACUUGGUCAAUAUAUGGUUCGUUUUGCCAGCAUUCUAAUUAUAUACUUACUUUUAUAAAGCGAAACAAAUUUAUCAUUUGUGCUUGGAAUAGGA